This is a messenger RNA of Drepanopeziza brunnea f. sp. 'multigermtubi' MB_m1, 942 nucleotides long. RefSeq lists its product as uncharacterized. Lineage: Eukaryota; Fungi; Ascomycota; Leotiomycetes; Helotiales; Drepanopezizaceae. The record is from RefSeq and is a predicted model, not a curated record.
AUGGACUUGCAUGCUGAGAGUUUCCCCUCACAAGGACAGGAGUGCCUCGAUUUCGUGCGAAGCUCUUUGGGCCUGUCCACAAGCCUCCCUCGAGGAAAGAUAUCGGAGCACUCUGUGGGUGCGGUUUAUGUCGCUAUAAGGUUCAAGAACGUACAAGAACUCCUGGACCGUUACGACUGGAGUACCAAGCCUAUCAAAUAUCAAAUGGGCGUCGCACUUCUCGACACUCUCGAUAUCAGUCCUCACCACCCCAUGCCCAUUGAAACCCACAACUUUGGUGGUGGCCACCAUGGCUACAAGGAAGCGAUCAACGACGUCUCCCUCUUCGGUCCCCUCGAGCCGAUAUCGCCUGGACAGCUUCUAGGUGAACUCGAGUAUCUCCUCGCUCCCUACCGCGCCACGAAUCGACACGUGGUCCUGGUCGGCCACGGCACCACCCAGAGCCUCGAGAUCCUGCGCGCCCUCAGAUUCGAUGUGGACGCUACAUUCAGCGACUCUCUCGACCUCCUCGAUGCCACGGAUCGCAGCUUCAAGGCUUUGCUUCGGACGCUGCGCAUCCCAUCCUACGGCCUGAAGUCAGCAGGCAACGCCGCCAACUUCUCCAUCAGAGCCCUGCUGACAUUGGCCGCUGCGGUCGUAUCCCAUGCGCCAUUCGUUCCGGAAAUACCCGUAUCCCAGCCCUCGAGGCCAUCAGAAAUAUCAUUCCGAGUCUCCAGAGCGGCGAGCGCCAGAAAGCACACAAAGGGGAGCCCGAGGUUAAGACUCAAGGUCUUCCCCGGCGCGAUCAACGAUUGGAGAGGUGAGAACCAACCUGAUCUGCCCCCACCGACUCUCCUAUACAGUAGUCACGCCACGUCGCCGUACCCCAUGGGAGGUGCCAGGGCGGCACCGCCCGACGUAAAUAAAUACAACAACAACAACAACAAUCCCCCCUUCUAUUAA